Molecule: messenger RNA, 609 nt
Organism: Racocetra persica
Lineage: Eukaryota; Fungi; Glomeromycota; Glomeromycetes; Diversisporales; Gigasporaceae
Source: the annotation of a GenBank genome assembly
AUGACUUCCGACUUCCCUAUCGCGGACCUAGCAAAUAAUUUGAUCCGUAGACUAGACCGAACCAGAAUUUUUCCCCCCUACCAUAAUAAUCCCGAAGACCUCCUUCCUGUCCUUAAUGCAUCCAGAACAUGUCAUCCAAGAAGAUCUCCGAACAGUUUUCUUCUCUGUCGUAAGAAUGUUCACGAAGAGGCAAAGAGGAAUGGAACAUUCAACAUGCGAAUUGUUAGUAAGGUAACAGGAAUUCUUUGGCGUAAAGCCUCUGCUAGGGAGAAACAAUUUUAUGAAGACUUAGCAAAACGUUGCAAUAGUCUUUACGUUGAACGAUAUCAUUCCAUAUACGGGCGUCAAUCCACAACCCAUAGAAGGCCAUUGGCACCUUAUCAAGAUCCUGUUCCACCACCUCCUCCUCUUAUGCAAGUACUUCAACCUGAUUUACCUACAGAGUUUACAACGAUGCAAUUCGAACCUUUGUUUCUACAAAGUUUUCCUUAUUAUAAUAUUGGUCUUUAUUCUCAAGAUUUUAAUCCGACUUAUGAUUCGGAUGAUAUGAUGUUGUUUUUUCCAAUAAUCAGUAAUAACCCUCUCGCUCUUGAUUUUCAGAAUAUUUAA